AUGACAGAAGAAAAGCCAGUCAAAGGUUCUCCUGCAGAGGCGUCGCUGAAGCCCACGAGCAUGGUGAAGGACCGCAGUCCUGUCUACUUUAAAUUCUGCUCCAAGAUCUUUGGAGUUUCUGCCUGGAAAUGCCAGGGACUACCUGAGAUCUUGCAGGUGCUGGCUGCUAUCAUGGCUGAUGGCGAGAGAAGAGAACCUUUCCAUGUGCUGUCGAGCGACGAUGUCCGGGUGCCCAUAACCUCCAGCCCCACCAGCAGCCAGGCGUCUCCGCCUGGGGAGGAGAAAGACGAGGAUGCCCUCAGCGCUUGUAAAUCGAUCCAGGACAGUCUGGCUUCCGCAGGAUCGUCCACCAGGGAUCCAGCCCACGAGGGAGAGAACCAGGUUCCGUACCCGGCAUUGGCCUCCACCGUCUUCUUCUGCCUCCACCAGACGACCCGGCCGCGCAAUUGGUGUCUCAAAUUGGUUUGUAACCCCUGGUUCGAGCACGUCAGCAUGCUGGUCAUCCUCCUGAACUGCGUCACCCUCGGGAUGUUCCAGCCGUGUCAGGACAACAGCACGUGCAAGUCGGAGAGGUGCGCCAUCUUGGAGGCAUUCGACCAUUUCAUCUUUGCCUUCUUUGCCGUGGAGAUGGUCGUCAAGAUGAUUGCGCUGGGAAUCUUCGGACAGAAGUGCUACCUGGGGGACACGUGGAACCGCCUGGACUUCUUCAUCGUAAUUGCUGGCAUGAUGGAAUAUUCUUUGGACGGCCACAACGUCAGCUUAUCCGCCAUCCGUACCGUCCGGGUACUCAGGCCUUUGCGAGCCAUUAACAGGGUGCCAAGUAUGCGCAUACUCGUCACCCUGCUGCUAGAUACUCUGCCUAUGUUAGGCAACGUUCUUCUCUUAUGCUUCUUUGUCUUUUUCAUCUUUGGGAUCGUCGGGGUGCAGCUCUGGGCCGGGCUGCUGAGGAACAGAUGCUUCCUAGACACCCAUUUUCAAAUGACAUACAACUUGACUUUCCUGCAGCCGUAUUACCGGACGGAUGAAGGAGACGACAAUCCGUUCAUCUGUUCAUCCCACCGGGACAACGGCAUGCAGAAGUGUUCCAACAUCCCCAACCGGAAGGAGUAUAAGGUGGAAUGUACUUUGAGCAUGGACUCGUACAACCCCAAUACGUACACGCUGGAUUUCAGCCACCGGAACUCCUGCAUAAACUGGAACCAGUAUUACAACAUCUGCAGGGCGGGGGAUUUCAACCCGCACAAUGGAGCUAUUAAUUUUGAUAAUAUUGGCUAUGCUUGGAUAGCUAUUUUUCAGGUUAUCACCCUGGAAGGAUGGGUCGACAUCAUGUACUAUGUCAUGGAUGCGCACUCUUUCUACAAUUUUAUAUAUUUUAUACUACUUAUAAUAGUUGGUUCUUUCUUCAUGAUUAACUUGUGCCUAGUUGUGAUAGCAACACAGUUUUCUGAAACAAAACAGCGGGAAAACCAGCUGAUGCAAGAGCAGCGGGCCCGUUACCUCUCGAACGACAGCACAAUCGCCAGCUUCUCCGAGCCGGGAAGCUGCUAUGAUGAACUCCUCAAGUACAUCUGCCACAUUUUCAGGAAAGUAAAACGGCGGACAUUGCGCCUCUACAACAACUGGCAGAGCAAGCGGCGGAAAAAGGUCGACCCCAACAGCGGCGCCAACGGGCAAGGCCACCGGAGCAAAAAGCGCAUCACGUCCAUCCACCACCUGAUCCACCACCAUCACCAUCACCACCACCACCACUACCACAUCAGCAACGGAAGCCCCCAAGGGCCGUGCUCAAACCCAGAGAUCUGCGACCUGGAGUUGAAGGUCAUGAAACCUGGAAGCCAACUCAUGCUUCCGCCGCCGUCCCCCAAUGUCCGGAGCUCCUCAGCGCCGGACUCGGAGUCUGUACACAGCAUCUACCACGCCGACUGCCACGUGGAAGGGGCUCAGAUGACAUGCAAGUCUUCCAACGUCUCGGCAAGCAUCAAGCUCACCAACCGCGGCAACAUGAACUACCCCACCAUCUUGCCUUCUCCCGCUAGCAGGGGUGUGGUCGCGCCGGUGUCCAAAGGGAAGAAAAAUGGUGGCAGCAGCAGCGGCACCCCUGUGGCUAUGGUCAACAGCCCGGUUCACUUGAAUGUGGAUCCUUACGGGAAACUCCAUCAUUUGGUAGGAGAACGUGGUCUUUGCCGGACGUCCAGCAGGCUGUCCGGUUUGAACGUGCCAUGCUCCUUGCCCAGCCCGCAGGCCAGCAUCUUGAACUGCGAGCUGCAGAACUGCCCGUAUUGUGCCAGCAUUUUGGAGGACCCCGAGUUUGAGUUCAGCGAGUCAGACAGCUACGAGUCCGACGAGGACAACGCCGGGGUCUACGAGUUCACCCAGGAUGUGAAGCACGGGGACCAGCGAGACCAGAUCCAGCAGCAGAGGAACAAGAAGAAGAAAAAGAAGAAGAAGAAGAAACCAAAGGAGAGGAACAGAGUCUCCCGGCUUUGGAAGGCCUUCGGCAACAAGCUGAAGAGGAUCGUGGAGAGCAAGUACUUCAACCGCGGGAUCAUGAUCGCCAUCUUGAUCAACACGUUGAGCAUGGGCAUUGAGUAUCAUGAGCAGCCAGACGAGUUGACCAACGCUCUGGAGAUCAGCAACAUCGUCUUCACCAGCAUGUUUGCCCUCGAGAUGCUCCUCAAGCUGAUGGCCUUCGGCAUCUGGGGCUACAUCAAGAACCCCUACAACAUCUUCGAUGGCAUCAUCGUUGUGAUCAGCGUCUGGGAGAUCAUCGGCCAGUCGGACGGAGGCCUCUCCGUGCUGAGAACUUUCCGGCUCCUCAGGGUCCUGAAGCUGGUGCGGUUCAUGCCGGCCCUCCGGCGCCAACUGGUGGUCCUGAUGAAGACGAUGGACAACGUGGCCACCUUCUGCAUGCUGCUCAUGCUCUUCAUCUUCAUCUUCAGCAUUCUUGGCAUGCAUCUUUUUGGGUGCAAGUUCAGCUUGAAAACAGAUACGGGGGACACCAUCCCGGACAGAAAGAACUUUGAUUCCUUGCUCUGGGCCAUCGUCACAGUCUUUCAGAUCCUCACCCAAGAAGACUGGAACGUGGUCUUGUAUAACGGGAUGGCCUCCACCUCUUCCUGGGCAGCCCUCUACUUCGUGGCCCUCAUGACCUUCGGCAACUAUGUGCUCUUCAACCUCUUAGUCGCCAUCUUGGUGGAAGGUUUCCAAGCGGAGGGUGACGCCAACCGGUCUGACACAGACGAGGACAAAACGUCGAUCAAUUUCGAAGAGGAUUUUGAGAAGCUGAAGGAGCUACGAGCUUCAGAGAUGAAGAUGUACUCCCUGGCAGUCACACCCAAUGGCCACCUGGAAGGCAAAGGGAGUAUGCCCCCUCCGAUCAUCAUGCGCACCGCCGCCACGCCCAUGCCCACCCCAAAAUGCUCCCCGCACAUGGACUCUGUUCACCCCUUUGCGGAUUCCAGGAGAGGGAGCAACGCAUCUCUUGACCCCUUGAGCUUCGACCAAAAGUCCCUGUCCAGCCUCCGCAGUACUCCCUGUGCAAACUGGGGUGCCGGCAGCAACUGGGGCAGCCGCCGCUCCAGCUGGAACAGUUUGGGGCGGGCCCCGAGCCUCAAGAAGAAGAGCCAGUGUGGGGAGCGGGAGUCCUUGCUCUCCGGCGAAGGGAAAGGGAGCACUGAUGAUGAAUCGGAGGACACCAAACUCAGCGCCGUCAGCCGCCCCCCUGUGCACCGCCGGGCGGAGUCGCUGGAUUGCCGAGGGGCCCUGGACCUGCCGGAGCUGCUCCAGGUGCCUGGCAUGCGCCAUUCCUUGAGCGUCAGCCCGGUGGCCAUGGUGCCCGCCGAGUACCAGGACUGCAACGGCAAGAUGGUGCAUGUGCCCAGCGAGUUCUACCUGCACAUGGACGGCCACAAGGACGAUCCCCUGGAUUACGACGACGACCUGGAGGAUAGUUACUGCUACCGGAUUCGGAAGGUUUUGGAGCCCUUGAAACCCGAGUGGUGCCGGACGCAUGAAGAUUGGUCGCUCUACCUGUUUUCACCGCAGAAUCGGCUUCGGGCCACGUGCCAGAAGGUUAUCGCUCACAAGAUGUUUGACCACGUGGUUCUGGUUUUCAUCUUCCUGAACUGCAUCACCAUCGCAUUGGAGAGGCCGGAUAUCGAUCCCAACAGUACGGAACGGGUCUUCCUGAGCGUCUCCAACUACAUCUUCACAGCCAUCUUUGUUAUCGAGAUGAUGGUUAAGGUCAUAGCUCUGGGUUUUUUCUCCGGGAAACACACCUACCUCCAGAGCAGCUGGAACGUGCUGGAUGGCAUCCUAGUCUUCGUCUCCAUCAUCGACAUCAUCGUUUCCAUGGCGUCUGCGGGCGGAGCUAAGAUCCUGGGUAUCCUUCGUGUCCUCAGACUCCUGCGCACUUUGAGGCCUUUAAGAGUUAUUAGCAGAGCACCGGGGCUGAAACUCGUAGUAGAAACGCUGAUAUCCUCCCUCCGGCCUAUUGGCAACAUCGUGCUCAUUUGUUGUGCAUUUUUCAUCAUUUUCGGCAUUUUGGGAGUGCAGCUAUUCAAAGGCAAAUUCUACUACUGCGAAGGGCCCGAUAUCCGGAACAUCUCCACGAAAACGGACUGCAACAAUGCCCACUACAAAUGGGUCAGGCGGAAGUACAACUUUGACAAUUUGGGGCAGGCCCUGAUGUCUUUGUUUGUUCUGUCCUCCAAAGAUGGCUGGGUGAACAUCAUGUACGACGGCUUGGAUGCGGUGGGCAUCGACCAGCAGCCCAGCCAGAACCACAACCCGUGGAUGCUGCUCUACUUCAUCUCCUUCCUCCUGAUCGUCAGCUUCUUUGUGCUCAACAUGUUCGUCGGGGUGGUGGUGGAGAACUUCCACAAGUGCCGGCAGCACCAGGAGGCCGAGGAGGCCCGCCGGCGGGAGGAGAAACGCCUGCGUCGGCUGGAGAAAAAGCGUAGGAAAGCUCAGCGGCGACCAUACUACGCAGACUACUCACCGGUGCGAAAGUACAUCCACACUCUCUGCACGAGUCACUAUUUGGAUCUCUUCAUCACCUUUAUCAUUGGGGUCAACGUCAUCACUAUGUCCAUGGAACACUUCAACCAACCGAAGUCAUUGGACGAAGCACUAAAAUAUUGCAACUACAUUUUCACCAUCGUGUUCGUGGUUGAAGCCGUGUUGAAGCUGGUAGCCUUCGGAUUACGGAGAUUCUUCAAAGACAGGUGGAACCAGCUCGAUCUCGCCAUCGUCCUGCUGUCCAUCAUGGGGAUCACCUUGGAGGAAAUCGAAAUGAACGCCGCCCUCCCCAUCAAUCCAACCAUCAUCCGCAUCAUGCGGGUUCUCCGGAUCGCGAGAGUACUGAAGCUGCUCAAGAUGGCGACGGGGAUGCGGGCUCUGCUAGAUACGGUGGUCCAAGCUCUGCCCCAGGUGGGCAAUCUGGGUUUGCUCUUCAUGCUCCUGUUUUUUAUCUAUGCUGCCCUGGGAGUGGAGUUAUUCGGGAAGUUAGACUGCAGUGAGGACAACCCUUGUGAAGGCCUGAGCCGCCAUGCGACCUUCAACAACUUCGGCAUGGCGUUCCUCACCCUCUUCAGGGUGUCAACCGGAGAUAACUGGAACGGGAUCAUGAAGGACACCCUGCGGGAAUGUCACCGCGACGACAAGCACUGCCUCACCUACCUGCCCAUCAUCUCCCCGGUCUAUUUCGUCACCUUUGUCCUCAUCGCCCAGUUCGUCCUGGUCAACGUGGUGGUGGCCGUCCUGAUGAAGCACUUGGAGGAGAGCAAUAAGGAGGCCAAGGAGGAUGCCGAGAUGGACGCCGAGAUCGAGCUGGAGAUGUCCCGGGGGUCUACAGUUAAGUCUACAUCAAGCCAAGCUGAGUCCCAGGUUCAGUCCCCGGCAUCUCCAAACCUCCUGAUGGUCCGCAAGAUCUCCGUGGCCAGGAUGCACUCCUUACCCAACGACAGCUACAUGUUCCGGCCAGUGAUCCCAGCAAAGGCCCCGUACCCGCUGCACGAGGUGGAGCUGGAGGCCUACUUGCAUAAGUCGCCCAGAGGAUCCAUCACUUCUGUCCGUUCCCAGCCGGUGGAGACGUGCUCUUCUCUGACCGUCCCUCGGGAGGUCCUUCGCCCAACGACC
Messenger RNA from Gekko japonicus, 6138 nucleotides. It is a transcript of the gene CACNA1H, whose product is annotated as calcium channel, voltage-dependent, T type, alpha 1H subunit. NCBI's taxonomy places the organism in Eukaryota, Metazoa, Chordata, Lepidosauria, Squamata, Gekkonidae. The annotation marks the transcript as partial. The transcript has 36 exons. Gene Ontology annotation, biological process: sodium ion transmembrane transport; neuronal action potential; positive regulation of calcium ion-dependent exocytosis. The record is from RefSeq and is a predicted model, not a curated record. Gene Ontology annotation, cellular component: neuron projection; plasma membrane; voltage-gated sodium channel complex. Gene Ontology annotation, molecular function: low voltage-gated calcium channel activity; voltage-gated sodium channel activity.